AAUUAGGAUUUCACGAGAAGUAAUAAUAAACGUAUAGAUCCGAUAUAUUUAAACUGUCAUAUUUUCCUUUUGAAAAUAUUUAUUUAAGUAAUAAAUACUUGAGGUAUAUCACUUAUAUUAAGUCACUGUAGUGGGACUUGAGGUUUAGAAAGGAAAAAGUUUCAGUCAAAAGAUAGAAAUCGCCAAGUUAUUGAACGUAGAAACGUGUUGAGAACCGUUACCUCUUAAGGCGGAGAGAAUCGGAGACGAUAAGGGAUUGGAUUGCUCGAGUUAAGUAAUUUACAGUGUUAAGAUAAACCAAAAUACCAGAAGAUGGCAUGUGGCGGAUGUUGCUGUGAUUCAACGCCUAUAUCCUGGGUGUCAUAUAUUGUUACAUGGGUGGCUCUCAUAUGUGGUCUGGUUGCCAUUUUCACUCCGUACUGGAACGAGCAGGAUAAUAAUCCUGAUGUAGACUUUGCUGGACUGUUUUCACAGUGUAAAGACGAUAUAAGUAACUGUUUCUCGAUAUCAAAUGUUCUCAAUGCAUAUAAAGGAACAGAUUUUUAUGAUGAUUUCCUGAUCAACUUGUCUCUACAGAUGUCGGGCUUGGUUGCCCUAAUUGUUGCCGUAGUUUUAUUUUCGGUAUACAGCUGCUGUUUAUCCAACAAAUAUUUAGCUUAUGUCAUAAUUGGCUUUUUACUUUUUGCAUUUGGAGCAAUUAUUGCCGGAGCAACUGUUUACGGAGUAAAGUGGAUGGAUUAUUACACAGCUGCAUCCACACUUAGCUGGUCAUUUGGAUUAGAUGUAGCCUCUGGUGGUCUUAGUCUUGUAGCAGCCAUCCUUCUUAUUAUUAAUUCAUGCUGUCUGUAAACUGAUCACGGAGAACUAUCUUGAGUCUUUUAAACAAAUUUUUUUAAUCAUGUCAAAGUGCAUCAACGCAUAUACUAAGGAAACUACAGCAACUGUAUGGCACUAGAAAAAGGAUAGUUUAAUAUAAUGUAUUAGAUGGUCCGUGUAAAUCUAUCAUAUUUCAUUUUGAUCUAGGUUUAAUUUUCAUUUGUAGAAAUUUACUAGUGCGAUUACAGGUUUUUUUUGUCAACUUGAAAAAAUUCUCCAGAAAACAUGAAAGUAGGUGAUGGUAGCUGCUUUAAAUAGCAUACAUGGGCACUGAUUGAUAAACAAAACUAAUACAUUUCUUCUUAAAAGGUACGAACAUGGAAUCGUGCGUAAAUAUUAAUACAGUUCAUACAAUCAUCAAUAGAUUACGGGUAAGACAUGUGCUCAGUUAGCAAUCGAACAGACUGUGAAACCAAAUGACGUUUAUACAAACUGAGGAAGUUUCACUUUAUGAUUGUAACUCUUUAUUUAAUUGAAUUUUAAUAAAAUUUGAUUAGUUAAGAAAGACCAUGAUUAUAUAUAUUAAAAAAAUCUUAUACAGUU
This is a messenger RNA of Mytilus californianus (California mussel), 1419 nucleotides long. RefSeq lists its product as uncharacterized. The record is from RefSeq and is a predicted model, not a curated record. The transcript has 3 exons. The coding region runs from base 313 to 849 and encodes 178 amino acids. NCBI's taxonomy places the organism in Eukaryota, Metazoa, Mollusca, Bivalvia, Mytilida, Mytilidae.